GUGGAUGAAAUCUCAGGGCUCGUCGUGAAGGUACCGUACGGGUACAGGGCGAUUAGGACGCACAGAAAGCUGCCGAGGAGAGGCGAGCGGGACGGCGCCGCCGCGAGCGCCGCGCGGGAUGGGGUGACGUUGUCCCGUAAAGUUCGCUACGACGAAGGUGAGAGAUGCGUGAUGGAUAUUUACGUUCCAGAUGGCUUGGUUGCGGGCGCGAACGCGCCGGUGUCGCUCUUUGUGCACGGCGGCGUGUGGGCGAGCGGCGAGGCUUGGCAGUUUUCUCCGAUGGCGACGGCGCUCGCAAAGGAAGGAGUCAUUUGUUGUGUCGUCACGUACUCGUUGUUUCCGAGAGCCGAUGCGAUUCAAAUGUGGGAUGAAGUUUCGCGGGCGCUGUCUUGGACAUUGGAUAAUAUUGGUGAAUACGGCGGCGAUGCGAACCGCGUUUCCAUCGUCGGUCACUCGGCUGGGGCGCAACUGUGCGCCAGGGCGCUUCUACAGCGCGCGGGAGUGCAGAACGUGAAAUCGACGACGAAUAAGCGUGAGUGGCACGCCGAUGCGAGGAUGCCUCGGAAGUUUAUCGGCAUCGCGGGCGUUUAUGACGUUGGGUAUCAUUACGACUACGAAGACUCGCGCGGCGUCGCCAUCGUGAGCACGAUGGCACGAGCGAUGAAUGGAGCUGAAAACUUUGACGUGUGCAGUCCAGCACAGUUGAUGCCGCAGCGUAGUAAAACUGCUGAGCCCGCGAUUCCAGGGCCUACAGAUUUAGUGGGCGAUUCGAUGUCCAAGAUGGCUGGAUUCCACAGGAGAAGCGUAAUUGCCGCCGACGCGUCAACGGACGCUUUCAAUUUCCCGCCGACAGUCCUCAUGGCGGGCUGCGCCGAUAUCACCGUGCCGUGGCACGAGAGCGCGGACUUUUACUGGAGACUUCAAGACGCUGGGGUGUCGUCCAGGUUGCUAUUGUACCUAAAGGAGGGUCAUGUCGAUUUCGUGCUCAACUGGAAUGAAAAAGGCGGCGCAAAGAUGCCGGCAGAAGCGGAUCACUUGGAGCCUUACGCGCGUGAUUUUGUCCGCGUGUUGAAGGACUAG
Ostreococcus lucimarinus CCE9901 is the source of this 1080-nucleotide messenger RNA. RefSeq lists its product with no specific name. The annotation marks the transcript as partial. Lineage: Eukaryota; Viridiplantae; Chlorophyta; Mamiellophyceae; Mamiellales; Bathycoccaceae. The transcript has a single exon. The record is from RefSeq and is a predicted model, not a curated record.